ACAGCGGGGAGCGGGUUUAAGGAUGGCGCUGCAUUGCAAAAGGAAACGAAUAAGUCACGAACUGACGACCUCACAAACGGCAAACAGUCAAACAACUUUGUCCUCUUUUACGAACUCGAACACUUUUAAUCUGGGAAAUGGCCUGAGAGAACGUUUCGUGAAAGGAUCAAUUCUCCGCAUUAGUAUGAAAAACUUCCUCACAUAUGACCACUCAGACGUUUUCCCAGGACCCAACUUAAACAUGAUCGUGGGAGCCAACGGUACAGGCAAGUCGAGCAUCGUCUGUGCCAUCUGUCUUGGGCUCGCAGGCAAGACAGCCAUCCUGGGUAGAGGAGACAAGGUUGGUCUUUAUGUUAAGAGAGGAUGCGCUAAAGGCUCUGUAGAAAUCGAGUUAUACAGGGCAGGUGGAAACCUGGUGAUCAACAGAGAGAUCCAUGUUGAGAACAACCAGAGUGUGUGGAUGAUCAACAGUAAGCAUGCCAGUCAGAAGGCUGUGGAGGAAACAGUGAAAGAGCUCCAGAUUCAAGUUGGAAACUUGUGCCAGUUCCUGCCUCAGGAGAAGGUCGGCGAGUUUGCUAAGAUGAGUAAGAUCGAACUCCUUGAGGCCACUGAGAAGUCCGUCGGCCCGCCUGAAAUGUAUGAAUUUCACUGUAAACUAAAGACUUUCCGCACCAAAGAGAGAGAGCUUGAGAAUUCAUGCAAAGAGAAGGCCAACUUUCUGGAGAAAGCCAGACAGAGGAAUGAGCGCAACAAGCUGGAUGUGGAACGUUACCACACAAAAAGGAGACACCUGGACAGAAUCCAGAUGUUGGAGAAGAAGAAGCCCUGGGUGGAGUAUGAGACAGCUCGCAAAGAGCUAGAAGAAGUUAAGAAGCAGAGAGAGGAGAUGAAAAAGACUGUGAAGUCACUGAAGGAAGUUCAAGCCCCCCUGCUGAGGAAGAUACAGAACGUAGAAAGCCAGCUCAUGCCUAUUGAGAAUGGGAUGAAAGAAAAGACUGCUAAAAUCAGAGAAACAUCACAGAAAUGUAAACAAAAGCAAGACCAGCUGGAUCGGAAAUAUAAGGAGAUCGAUGACAUUAAGCAGGCCCUGAGCCUGCAACAGACGGAGGAAGCAGACCGGAAGAAGCGCAUCGCUAACACCCGCCGACUGAUCCAGGACUUGCAGAGGGAUCUGGACAGCCUGAGCAGCCAUGCGGAUGUCACGCCCAGGAUUGAAGCAGUUAACGCAGAGCUCCGGACCAUACAGGAGGAGAAAGCACAGCUGGACGGAGAGGGGCAAGACCUGCAGCGGGACAAAGACGAGGCUGUCGGCGAGUUGAGACGUCUGCAGAAUCGUAAGAGGAGCAUGGAGGACAUGAUGAACAGGAAGGAGGAGAAGCUUCGCAACCGUUUCUGUGACACCUACGCAGCCCUGCAGUGGCUGAAGAACCACCGUGAUCUCUUUGAGGGAAAAGUCUAUGAGCCAAUGAUGCUGGUGAUCAAUGUGCGGGACCCACGAAAUGCGAAAUAUAUAGAGAGCCAUAUCCCUGUGAACGAUCUGAGGGCCUUUGUGUUUGAGAAGCAGCAGGACAUGGAGAAGUUCAUGGCAGAGGUGCGAGAUAAACAGAAGCUAAGGGUUAACAGUGUCAUUGCACCUGCAGAGUCCUGUGCUAAUAGGCCACCAUCACGACCUCUUGAUUCUCUCAAGCGCUUUGGGAUUGUCUCCUACCUGCGCGAGCUGUUUGAUGCCCCUGAAGCGGUCAUGAGUUACCUGUGCUACCAGUACAGAAUCAACGAUGUACCUGUGGGCACAGAGAAGACUAAGAGCAUGAUAGAGAUGGUGAUAAGAGAGUCACAGCUGAGGAUGAUCUACACAGCUGAAGAGAAGUACACAGUGAAGAAGUCCUCCUACUCCAGCAAAAUCAUCUCUAGCAACUCUGCCCUGCGCAACUCCCAGUUCCUCAGCAUGACGAUAGAUGCAGAUGAGAGACGGAAGCUGGAAGAGCAGCUCAAUGCAGCUCAGAAGCAGGUCCAGGUCUUUGAUGCACGCAUAAAAGUAAACCAUGAGCAGCAAGUCAGACUGGAUCGCCGUGACAAUGAGCUCCGGGCUGAGAAGAAGCGUCUUUCUGAGCUGAAGGGCAAGAGAAGGCAGUUGGAGCAGAAAAUCAGCACUAAGGAGGACAGUGUGAGGCAGAUGGAGCAGAGCGGGAUUGAUCUCCUGAAAGCUGACGAGGAGGCCAAGGUCAAGAUCUGUGCCGUGAAUGACCAGAAGGUGGCGAUAGUGGAGGACUUUGUGCAUGCCAUGAAGCUGAGGGCCAGGCUGAGCAUGGAGAAAGUGUACCUGGCUCUUGAGGCAGCAGGUCUCACAGCAGAGAAGAUCAGUAUGGAGUCAGACUACAGAGAAAGGACAGCUGAGCUCAGGAGGGCAGAGCAAGUGUUUCUUGAGCUGGACCACAAGAAGACAAGUCUGUUGGAGACCUGCAAGAACAUGAUGAGGAGGGCCAGGGAGAUCUGCAACAUGAACCCAGGAGAAACUGUUGUACCAGAGAUACUGCAGACGGCUUUUAGCGAGUUGCCGAACACUCUAGAAGAUAUUGAUGCCAUGUUAAGUGAAGAGAAGGCCAGAGCUGACUGUAUCACUGGCCUCAGUGAAACGGUGGUGGAGGAGUAUAACCGACGUGAACAGGAAAUAAAGACCAUGGAAAAAGAGCUGGAGGAGAAGACAAACACCCUGACUACCUACAGGCAGAACAUCUCUGAGGCAAAAGAGAGGUGGCUGAUCCCCUUGAAGCAGCUGGUUGAGCAGAUUAAUAUGAAGUUCAGUGAUUUCUUCCGCUCCAUGCACUGUGCUGGGGAGGUUGACCUGCACUCAGAGAACCCGGAAGAGUAUGACCGGUAUGGGAUCCGGAUCCGGGUGAAGUUCCGCAGCAGCACGCAACUGCAUGAGCUGACGCCACACCACCAGAGUGGAGGUGAGCGCAGUGUCUCCACAAUGCUCUACCUCAUGGCCCUGCAGGAGCUUAACCGCUGCCCCUUCAGGGUGGUGGACGAGAUCAACCAGGGCAUGGACCCAGUGAAUGAGAGGAGAGUCUUUGACAUUGUGGUUAAGACAGCCUGCAACGGAUCCACAUCACAGUACUUCUUCAUCACACCAAAGCUUCUGCAGAAUUUGAGCUAUGCAGAUGAGAUGACCAUUCUGUGUGUCCACAAUGGCCCCUACAUGCUUCCGCCACAUGAAUGGAAUGAGAAGGCUUUUAUUAGACGCAGCAAAUACAGGUCCAUCCAAUAACCCCAUUACACUGGUUCAGUUUAUCUAUGCACAUGUUAUCACUAUAAUCAUAGCAAAUCCCCAGUAUCAAACCAAGUACUAUUUUUCUUAAUUUUGUUCUGAGAACCUAUUUAUAAUUUACAAAGUACUUUAUUUGUACAUUACAGAUGUUUUUAAAGGUUUGUUAAAUACUGUUGAGCAGUAAAUAAAGAAAUAACGAACACAAUUGCCACUGUAGUUAUGAUGCAUGUGAUAUCCUUGUCUACAUGCCAGGGUCAACUCCAGUGAGCUAAAACUUCCCCUACACUUCUGUAACACAAAUCUUUUCUUUAACUAUAACAAAAAGUUGGCCAUGUUAAACAUUAAAAGGCAAAAAAAAAUAAAAAAAACCACAAUGCAAUACACAUUGUAAUUUUUUAAGAGAUAUAAAGGAUGGUAGUCAUUCUUCUAUAAAGUAUUGUCCCUUUCUAAAAAAAAAAAACACACUGGACAACCUGCAUUAUAUCUCUGUACAUAAUUUUAUUUACAUGAUACAAUUUCGCAGUAAUGUUGAGUAACAAGAGUAAAUGGGUAAUACAUAAUAAAUAUAAAGAUGGUUUGUUUGUACAAAUUUGCAUAACUAAAACUCAAACAGAUGGAUAGUUUUACCGUGUAAACAGAUCCCUACAUAACAGGAACAGCAAUUUGCAGCCAGACCAGGAAAACGGGCUGAAGACAAAGUCAUGGGGUGCUUGAACAGCAUGGGCACCGACAGACAUAACACUCCUGCAUCCCCUCCACACCAGUGGCUCAAUAAGAAACAUGAUACAUUUUUCAAAACGUGAAGAAAUACCAUGACACACUCAUUCCACUUAACACA
This is a messenger RNA of Electrophorus electricus (electric eel), 4106 nucleotides long. It is a transcript of the gene smc5, whose product is annotated as structural maintenance of chromosomes 5. Gene Ontology annotation, biological process: double-strand break repair via homologous recombination. Lineage: Eukaryota; Metazoa; Chordata; Actinopteri; Gymnotiformes; Gymnotidae. Gene Ontology annotation, molecular function: single-stranded DNA binding; ATP hydrolysis activity. The record is from RefSeq and is a predicted model, not a curated record. Gene Ontology annotation, cellular component: Smc5-Smc6 complex; nucleus.